This is a messenger RNA of Tricharina praecox, 1800 nucleotides long. RefSeq lists its product as uncharacterized. Bases 177 to 1580 code for a protein of 467 amino acids. The transcript is spliced from 2 exons. The record is from RefSeq and is a predicted model, not a curated record. Lineage: Eukaryota; Fungi; Ascomycota; Pezizomycetes; Pezizales; Pyronemataceae.
AGUGUCAACUUGAAUUGUGGCUGCGGCAAACAUAACAACUGGGCGUUUUGAAAUUCCAAGUCGACGGCCACAGGAAUGUGCAUUGCAACCUGAAUGAACCAGCUUGUCGCUGCGAUUUCGGUGUAGCCCACGGUUUGGUUUCGGAGCGUGGGAACCUUUAUAUCUAUCCCCUACAGAUGGCUAUUCAGGAUUUCGACAGAUGGUUACAAUACAUGAUGCUCUCGUCUCUUCUGGUAGUACAAGUAGUCCCUGGCAGCCAGUCCGUCGCCCAGGCAACUGCUCGUCGACACCAUUCACCCUGGGAGUCUAACAACACCCUCACCACACCGGGCACACCCAAUCCCCACACAUCAACACUCAACACAACACCCGCGCCCACGCCUAACUAUCCGAUCACUCAGUCGACCACCACCACCUCCACUCCAGCACCACCACCAUCACCAUCACCACCAUAUACGAACGCCCGCCCGCCCACUUAUCCCAUAAUGGUUCCAUCGCGGAUCUCGUCCAUCCCACACCCCGUAGCGCCUUUAGGAACUCAGCGCACCUCGACAUCCAGCCCGGGCGACGACUUCCUCGGCGCCUCGUCGCCCAUCUUAGUUGCACCCCCACCCCCCCUUACACACGGCGGCAAGCGGAAGCGCACUUUGCACCCGGAGGUCUACGCCGACGCCGACGACGACGCUCGGGGGGCCGCCGAGGAGGGAGUCCAUGUAUUAGCAACCCUCUCGCAUGAUGAUUCUAGGCUACAAGUGCCGCGGCCCGCAAAAAGGGGGCAGAACCCAAGGAAUGUGCGACAUUCGGCGCCCGAGCUGGUGCCGACUCCGGGGCCGGGGGGGGGAGAGGAGGAGGGAGAGGAGGAGGGCGCCGCCGCCGCCGCCGGGCGCAAGGCGAAAAGGGCAAGGCAGUCGGCGCCGGAGGUUGUGGUGAGUCCUGUUGAGGACGGGGAGGAGGGGGAGGAGGAGGGGGAAGGGAAAGAUGGGGAGGACGAGGAGGACGAGGAGGAGGGGAAAGAGCCCAAAGAACGCCCGCUGAGCCGCCUUGAGCGGGAGCUGCAGCAGGCGAAGCAGGCGGAGCGGGCGCGGCAACGGAACAAGUGGGUAUUUGCGCAGGUCGAGCUGCGACUGCAGCAACUGAAGGGGCUCGAGCGCCGGAAAAGCCAAAGAUUCGAGAACCCCAAGCGCCAGACGAGGGAGUCCGCGGCGCGGAGAGCGAGCGCCGAGAGGCGCCACACACUCGACUCCACCACGCGCAGCUCUAGCGCGGAGGUCGAGGUCGUUCAUGUCGAGGGCUUUGGUGAGAGGCGGAAUAAAGCGGAGGUGGAGUUGGAGGAGGAGGAUGUGGACGACUAUGGGGUCCUGAAGGAUCGCCCGUGGAGCGAGGAGGAGACUACCGCUGUGGUCAUGGGGAUGGAUAAGUUCCGGGCGGGCGAGGAUAGGUGGAACCAGAUCAAGCUGGAGCAUCCGCAGGUCCUGAGGCGGCGGACGCCCGCCGAUUGUCUGGAGAAGGCGAUUGAAAUCAGGAGAGUAGUGAGAGAUGAACUAGGGAUUCGGCUAGGUUCCAAGUGGGAGAACUUUUGAGUUGUGUGUGGUUUUGUUGUUCUCGGGGGCGUCUGUGUUUUGCUUUGCUCUUUCCGCCUGGCGUUUGACUUUAUGAUGCGCGGAGUUGGUUGCGUGUGAUGUUUUUUGAAGAUGCUUGGGUGUUUUAUGUUGGCAAUGUUUGGAGCGUACUUGGAGGGGACAGCCGCAGACAGGUGCAAUUUACAGUUAUCAUUGUGACUCUAGGGCCGGAAGACGGUAU